AUGGAGGCUGUUGUAAAGAACUUGGAGCGGACGGCGGAGCUACUCGCUGUGUCGCAGACAGAGAUAGUGCAGCGGUGGGACAAACAAACCCUGGACAGAGCCUUCCAAUGGACUCAGUACUGCGAACACCUCUACACAAGGUUCCACGCAAAUCCAACCGUCAGGGACAUCUUGGAAAAACGACUACAGGUGACAAACGAAAGCUUACGAACAACUUUUCAGGGGUAUACGGACAUCACGUUUUCUGACCUGUCGCAGUGUCAACACUUGCUGCUCGUUGGGUUAUUAAACAACGCCGCGGUUCCGAGCUCAGUCAUCAAACAACUUUUCGACACUUCUUGUUCUAAAACGGUUGGAGAUAAAUCUAAGGACGCCACCGGUCAUUGCACUGAGCUCAUAGAAGUCAAAUCAGCAUGUAAAGUCUUAAGCGCCAUUUAUUUGAAACGCAGUACGUCCUUUCCUGGUCCUGAUGCUGACGUGGUAGGCACGACACUGAUGGAGAUGUUGGAUAUCCUGCUCUCUCCAGCUACUGGCGGGUCCAAUGUGGGUCUAGCAGAGAAGUUAUUGGACUCCAUCUUACAAACCUGUGGUGAAUAUGAAAACUUCUCAGGGGUUGUUGCUGCUGCUCUCCUGUCAAGGAAAAACAACUCAGCAGCAUCAGCAACAACAGCAGCAGCAUCAACAACAACAGCAUCAGCAACAACAGCAGCAGCAUCAACAACAACAGCAUCAGCGAAAACAGCAGCAGCAUCAACAACAACAGCAUCAGCAACAACAGCAGCAGCAUCAACAACAACAACAACAGCAUCAGCAACAACAGCAGCAGCAUCAACAACAACAGCAGCAACAACAGCAGCAGCAUCAUCAGCAUCAGCAACAACAGCAGCAUCAACAAUGGCUUCAGGAGGAGUUUCAUUAGACUUUAUCCUGGAUUGGCUGCAGCAACACCACAGUUUACUCCAGCAUAUGUGUUCCACGUUGCCUAUUGGACUUUUGAUGGACCUCUACCGGCAGUCUGUGAGGUUUAGAGUGACCUACUGUGACAUGUUGAAGCAAUGGGGGUCACAGUUGGAGUAUGACAUGGGUGAAGGAGAGUGGGUUCAAGUGUUUACCACCAACGGGGUGUCGUUCAAGACACUGUCUGACCAUUAUAGGUCGCUACUAGGGGCUUGUCCGUCGAUGAAGGAGGACAUUGAGAGAGAGCUGACAGAACUGAAGGUUGCCGAUGGGGACUUUGAUGUUAGAGGUCUGAGUGUUUGGGGUGACCUCCUCUCUGAGCUGAACAAGGUCUGA
This is a messenger RNA of Coregonus sp. 'balchen', 1293 nucleotides long. Lineage: Eukaryota; Metazoa; Chordata; Actinopteri; Salmoniformes; Salmonidae. The record is from the annotation of a GenBank genome assembly.